AUGGACUCGUUCAAACUCCUCAAGCGCCGUACCAUGGAGCUGUUCGAUUCGAUCGAAGACAAACUGCCACACUCGCUGCCGUCCUUCGGCGGUGGGAGCCACGGCAUGAAGGGAACGUGGGAGAAGAUCCAGGUCCCGCCACUUCCUAGAUCAUCCCACUCGGCCGAUAUCGUGGACGGGACACUCUAUAUCUUCGGCGGCGAGGUCGAGCCCCGCCGGCCCGUCGACAACGACAUGCACGCCAUCACACUGCCCGCGAGCGGCGCGCAGGCCGACUACUACGCCAUCAAGGCCAAACCGGCAAAGCCCGCUGCUCAGACCGAGAAGAAGCCGGCCAUUCCUCCCGUCGGAGAAGGCGAGCCGAUGCCGGACCCCGCCGAAGAAGGGGAGGAGGAGGAAGAAGAAGAAGAAGAAGAGAAACCCCUCGCGGACGUCUCCCUCACCACCCCUUCCCCAGGACCGGGCAAGCAGAGCCAAGGCAGCCUCUCCGUGGCGCCCCACCCGGAACUUCCCGACGUCCCUCCCCCGCGCGUGGGCCACGCAACCGCUGUCAUCGGCCACCGCAUCUUCCUGUUCGGCGGCCGCGGCGGCCCGGAAAUGACUCCGCUCGACGAGGGCGGGCGAGUCUGGGUGUUCGACACGCAGACCCGGCUGUGGUCCUACCUCGACCCGCGCCCCGCAGCCGCAGGCCUCUCCGACGAAAUCCCCCGGCCGGCGCCACGGAGCUACCACUGCGCCGUGGCCACCGCGAAACCAGACUCCUUCACCAAACCCACCGCGCCUUCCUCCGCCUCCGCCUCUCACCACCAGCACCAGCGCCAGCAUUCCAACGCCGAAGCUUGGCGCGACUGGGCGCUAGGCAGCACCCCGGAAACGGGCACGCCGCAGCGCCCGAUCGUGGGCGUGGUGGCGGAGCGGGCCGUGGACGCCGACGCGGACGGGUUCGGCACCUUCAUCAUCCACGGCGGGUGCGUCGCGGGCGAGCCGUCCCGCAUGAACGACGUCUGGGCGUUCGACGUGCGCUCGCGCGUGUGGCAGCGCCUGCCCGACGCCCCCGGCUCGCCCCGCGGCGGCGCCGCGCUGGCCCUGAGCCGGAGCCGGCUGUACCGCUUCGGCGGGUUCAACGGCGCUUCCCAGGAAGGGGGGCAGCUGGAUUUCCUGGAGCUCGGGGUCGACAGCUUCGAUGAUCAGGUCAGCAAGGGCGAGGCGGUGCUGUGCGCGCGCAAGGGCGGGUGGAAGAGCCUGCUGUUCCCCGGCAGGGAAGAUGUCGGGUACAAGGAGGCCGAUCCCGCUGCGAAGCCGCUCGCCUCCUCGGCGGAGGAGGAGGUGCAGUGGCCUGGGAACCGGAGCGUGGCGUCCCUCGAGGCGGUCACGGUCGGCGGCGGCCGGGAGUACCUGGUGCUGAUGUUCGGCGAGCGGGAGGCGUCUGGGGCCGGGCACGCGGCGGCGGGCCGGUUCUGGGACGAUGUCUGGGCGUUCCAGGUGCCCGCGCAGGGCAUGUCGCUCGCGAGCGUGACGGACACGGCGUUUUCGGUCGUGGGUAAGAGCGGGGAGGGACGGUGGAUGAAGGUCGAGAUGGGACCGCAUGACGACGAGGACGAUGCUUCGGCCGAGGGACCCGGCGCGAGGGGCUGGGUGGCUAGUGCGCCCAUGGGUGAGCUGGAGGAGAACGGGAUUGUGGUCUGGGGCGGGCUGGAUGAGGGGAAUCAGCGGCUUGGGGAUGGAUGGAUUUUCAGGCUGGGUUGA
This is a messenger RNA of Chaetomium strumarium, 1746 nucleotides long. RefSeq lists its product as uncharacterized. The transcript has a single exon. Gene Ontology annotation, molecular function: protein binding. The record is from RefSeq and is a predicted model, not a curated record. Bases 1 to 1746 code for a protein of 581 amino acids. NCBI's taxonomy places the organism in Eukaryota, Fungi, Ascomycota, Sordariomycetes, Sordariales, Chaetomiaceae.